Messenger RNA from Chelonoidis abingdonii (Abingdon island giant tortoise), 2558 nucleotides. It is a transcript of the gene TMEM9, whose product is annotated as transmembrane protein 9. The record is from RefSeq and is a predicted model, not a curated record. Gene Ontology annotation, cellular component: lysosomal membrane. NCBI's taxonomy places the organism in Eukaryota, Metazoa, Chordata, Testudines, Testudinidae.
GCCUUAGCCUCUUUGUUCAGAGGGCUAAUUAGCAUGGGGUGGCUUUAGAGGCACAGCCACCUGACCCCAAGGCACUGGCUGAGGCCAUCCUCCUCCAGCCCCAGCUCUGGGGGCGAGUAUCUGGGGCACCUAGAGCUUCAGCCAGCCCGUGGCCAACUCCCAUGUAAAGUGAUCUGAGCAACUGCUGAGCUCUCCCAGCUGGACUGAACACAAAGGGGGCUGCUGGACGCAGACAGGCCUGGUGGUUCUCUCUGGUUCUCCACCAAGCUAUCGGCGCUGCCUAGCAUCACCACUAGGGUUCUCCAUGAUGGCGGGCCGCUCUCUGGGCCCCAGGAUACAGGCACCUGCCGGGAGCUCAGCCACCUGCCCCACCCCGCCGCUGACACCGGCUCCUUUGUGACGCAGCAACUGCCUGCACGUGGUGGAGCCGAUGCCCGUGCCGGGGAACGAUGUGGAAGCCUACUGCCUGCUGUGUGAGUGCAAGUACGAGGAGCGCAGCACCACCACCAUCAAGAUCAUCAUCAUCAUCUACCUCUCGGUGGUGGGGGCGCUGCUGCUGUACAUGGCCUUCCUCAUGCUGGUCGACCCCUUGAUCCGGAAGCCAGAUGCCUACACCCAGCCCCUGCACAAUGAAGAGGAGAACGAGGAGGCCCGCUCAUUGGCAGCAGCUCCCACUCCCACCGGCGCCAGAGCCAACACGGUGCUGGAGAGGGUGGAAGGAGCCCAGCAGCGAUGGAAGCGCCAAGUGCAGGAGCAGAGGAAGACGGUUUUUGACCGACACAAGAUGCUGAGUUAGAGAAAGCCGGGCAUGCAGUGACGGCCGCUGGAGACAGGCAGCUGCAGCGUAGUGGAGAUAGGCCAUGUCUAUCUCACCCAAUAGGACCCCCACAGUGUUUGUUUUGAGCCCUCCAACCCAUUCUCCCCAGUGUUUCAUAGAGCAGACAAGGCCAAAGUUCCUGCCUAUGACUGUGCCCUCUGCCCCCUUUGCAGCCUAAGCCAGAGGCACCCUGAGCUUUGCCCAGCUGAGGGCCCCAUUGACAACUGCCCUCAAAUGGCCCCAAAGGAAUCCUGAUGCAGCCACUGUCAUCCUUAAUAAGGAGACUGGCAGAAACUACAGGUCCCAGCAUGUACUGCUCCAGCUUUAUUCCCCAGCGGUCAUGACACAGAGUGCUGCAUGCUGGGACCUGUCGGCUGUACCUCGGUGUUGAAAGUUGUGGCAAAGGUGGGACCCAGUUUUAGAACUCCCUUGUCUGCAUUUGAUGCUUGGUGUGUGCCGCUCUCCAGAAGUGUGUCACAUGGCAUGAAAUAGCCUUGAGCAAAGGCAUUGUAGUCACUGGGGAAUCCCUGUCCCUUGCCUCUUCCUUUUAGCGGUUGUGUAACAAUCUGCAGCCUGGAGAAUUCAAAGAAAGCUAUUUAAUGAAACAAAGCUGGUUUCAGCCCAUUCCUGGCUUACACAGGGAGACAGAUACCUCAGCACAUGGCUUCUGCCAAACUUGUUCGGCCGCUGUGCUGUUAAGACACAGAGCCCACUGGCCUUAGCUGAGGGGCUGUGAACCCAGAGAAACCAACAAGGGAGGCAAGCUUGUGUUUGUGCUGGAUGAAAUAAGCCAGUUCUGUACAUAUGAGCGCUUGGAUGCAGCUUGUCCUCCCGUAGAGCUCAUGUUCGAUAGGAGGCGGUAUUAUUAUUUAUGGCUAUUAUUUACACUGCCUCACAGUUCUACUCCAUGGCAGGGCACCAGACGUUCUACCAGGUACCACAGGGAGCCAGACUCUCCCCUGGGGUAAACGGGCACAGUUCCACUAAGGUCAGUAGAGCUACCUUCACUGACAGCAGCGGAAGAUCUGCUCCCAGAGCCUUUUCUGUAAGGACGCCGCUCUGGACACAAGAGGCCUGGUUCUCUUCUCAUGGGCACCAGUGUCAGGAUUUGCACUGGUGUGAAUGAGAGGAGAAUCCAGGCCUUUGGAUUCAGCUGCUGCUCUGAUUUACUCUGGUGUAAAGCCGCAGUAACUCAACUGACGUCAGGGGGGGUCUCUCCAGAUCUACACCAGCCAAAGUCUGGCACCUGAGCCUUCUGUCUAACUGAGCAUUGUGAAAGUGUGUUGGGUACUAACAACCCAAGAAGUGGGGGCGGGGGGGAAGGCCUGAUUAUCAUUUACACUGAGGCCAUUUUACUCCGCUUUAGCCCUGCACAGUGGGGUAACACUUGGCUCCACUUUCAGGCCUGUUUACACUGGCAGAGUGAGGCACAGGGCCAUUAGUGUCAAUGAGACUUUAGAACAAAGGUUUCACUAUGUUUAGCAGGUCUGGAAGCUAAGCCUCUCCUCUCUGGAUCACAGAGCCCUGAACAGUUACUAAACAUGCACUUUAGUUUCCGUAAUGCAUAGAAGAAACUGGCUGAGAUCUUUGACUAUGGUAAGUAUUCCUGCGGUGUGUGAGAAAGCAGAGUAAUUAAUUGGUGUAUUUAUUCAUCUGUUACUCCAAUUUGUUUUCCCAUCAAAAAAGUUUGCUAAGUGCUUGAGUUUUGUUAUCAUGUAGCAUUGCUUCUUUAAACAGAAAC